Molecule: messenger RNA, 2195 nt
Organism: Plutella xylostella (diamondback moth)
Lineage: Eukaryota; Metazoa; Arthropoda; Insecta; Lepidoptera; Plutellidae
Source: RefSeq, a predicted model, not a curated record
AGGCGCGGGCGGCGCGCGCGUGUAGCGGCAGUCCGCGCGGCGCGCUCGCCUCACCACCACGAUGCGGGACGCGUCCCCCCCGGCCCCGCCGCCCCGCAGCCCCGCGCCCUCCCGCCUGCGCCGCACGCUGCACACGCUCCGCUCGCCGUUCCGCUCCGGCUCGCCCUUCCACAUAGCGUCGAUCAAGCGCUCCGGCUCGACUAAGUCUUCCGCCUCAGACGGCGACUCCGCGCGCGACGAGAACACCAUGCGUAAGAAAAACAAAAAACAACGCGCUGAGCCCGACGCGAGCGGCGCCGCCACCGCCGCCGCCGCCGCCGCGGGCAGCGUGCCGCGCAGCGCCGACCACUCCCCGCGCGAGGGGAAGAAGAAGGAGGGCUUCGUGCGCCGCCUGGGCAGCAUGACGCGCCGCAAGGACAGCCCGUCGUCCACGCCGCCGCCCGAGCCGGGCCCCAGCCGCGCCGCCGCGCCCGCGCCCGAGACCACGCCGUCCCCCGAGCCCGCGCCGGCCCCAGCCCCGGCCCCCACCCCCGCCCCCGACCCGGCCCCGGCCCCGGCCCCGGAGCCCACUCCGCCCGCCAACAUAGAAAUCCCGAAGCCGCUGGGCCCGCUGAAGGGCCCCGAGUCCCCGACCAGCCCCAUCGCCGUGGAGCACCCGGUGGCCACGCGCCCCUUCACCAAGGCGGCGUGGAAGCGCAAGAGCUCCGAGGUCGAGAUGGAGAAGCCGGUGGAGGAGCCGAGCCCCGAGAAUGCACUGCGCCGGCGCAUCGCGUUCGUGACGCAAGCGUCGGCGUGCUUCUCGGAGGACCACGACGACGGGGAGGGGGAGGGCUCGCCGCCGGGCGCGGGCGGCGAGGUGGGCUCGCUGCAGGAGGCCGUGGCGCUGGCGCGGGUGCGGCUGGCGGCUCACUCGCCCUCGUCGCAGCAGUCGCAGCAGUCGGCGCCGGGAGACACGGACGACACGGAGGAGGAGGGGUUCGCGGACGCGAUGCCGCCCGCGCCCUACGGCGCGCUCAUGGAGGCGGAGGGCGCGGCCGCGGCGCCGAGCGAGAGCCAAGCGGCGCCCAGCGGCGAGCGUCGGGAGCACCUGUACAAGAUCCUGGUCAUCGGCGAGCUGGGCACCGGCAAGACCUCCAUCAUCAAGCGAUAUGUGCACCAGUUCUUCAGCCAACACUACCGUGCCACUAUAGGAGUGGACUUCGCGCUUAAAGUGCUCAAUUGGGAUGCUAACACGAUUAUACGGCUGCAGCUAUGGGAUAUUGCUGGCCAGGAGCGGUUCGGCAACAUGACCCGCGUGUACUACAAGGAGGCGGUGGGCGCGUUCAUCGUAUUCGACGUCUCCCGCCAGGCCACCUUCGACGCCGUGGUCAAGUGGAAGAACGACCUGGAUGGGAAGGUGCAGCUGCCCGACGGCUCGCCUAUUCCGUGCAUAUUGUUGGCUAAUAAGUGUGACCAACAAAAAGAAGGCAUAGUCAACCAGCCAGCCAAGAUGGACGAGUAUUGCAAAGAAAAGGGAUUCGCGGGGUGGUUUGAGACUUCGGCCAAAGAGAAUAUCAACAUCGAAGAAGCUGCACGUUCAUUAGUUAAUAAGAUCCUUCUCAACGAUAAACUCCUUCAAAGUAAUGAUGGCAAGGAUGGAGAGAAAUUCUCAUUGGACCACAAGAUAGCCAAUGGCGAGAACAGCAGAGCCAACGGCAGCAAGUCCUGCGCGUGCUGACCAAUCACAGUUCGCCAUUACACGAUGGCCCAAUAAGAAUUUGACGAUCCUCAUAGUGAUUUCCCUCCAAAAAGGUUUUGUUUUUAAUUCAAAUGAGGUCUGCGUGCAGAUGCAUUCUAUCGUGCCUUUUUAUGGACCAAUUUUAUCUGAUUCUGAAUUUAAAAUGUAUGCAUACUCUCUAUUUUGUAACAAUGAUUCAGUAUCUUGUUUAGGAGAAUGAAUUGGUAUUAUUUGAGUGGUUAAUUCUGUCUACUUUUUCUUUAACAUGUAGGUAAGGUAAAUGCCAUAUAAUGCCAUUUACGGCGAGUCAUAAUUAUACUCUAAUUAUUUGAAUAAUAGGUAAUAAAAUAUGUAAAAAAUAUUCUAGUACGUACUAUUAAGUAUUACUUACUUGCUAAGUAAUUGUAACGAGUGUACUAUGUGAAUGUGGAAUUGUUUAUUUUGUUAAUAAAAUAAAUCUAAUAUUAUUAUGACUUAA